This is a messenger RNA of Phialemonium atrogriseum, 1922 nucleotides long. RefSeq names its product thioredoxin-domain-containing protein. The transcript is spliced from 2 exons. Gene Ontology annotation, molecular function: protein-disulfide reductase activity. The record is from RefSeq and is a predicted model, not a curated record. Gene Ontology annotation, biological process: response to endoplasmic reticulum stress. Gene Ontology annotation, cellular component: endoplasmic reticulum lumen. Bases 226 to 1737 code for a protein of 503 amino acids. Lineage: Eukaryota; Fungi; Ascomycota; Sordariomycetes; Cephalothecales; Cephalothecaceae.
GAAAGAUGCCAGCUAAAUGUUUCUGCCUUUGUGCCACCAACACACCUCCAUAAAGCAGGACAGCUGCUAAACAUCACUCGCCCCGAUGAUAUAGGUAGCGUUUGCUCCUAGUUCUCAGGACAUUUUCUCUUCAUCUCUUCUUCAACCUCUCUCAGAGCAACUCUAUCUACGUCGUCAACUACCCCACAAUAGCUCUGGGAUCUCCACUGAGCCAAGUCACCCAUCAUGCACCACCCCACACUCUGCGCCGUUGCAGUCGCUCUCCUGUCUGCCAUUCCGGGUACGCAGGCCAGCCUUUACAGUAAACAGUCGCCCGUCUUGCAGGUGGGACAAAAGGACUAUGACCGACUGAUUGCGAAGAGCAACCAAACCUCUAUCGUCGAGUUCUACGCCCCUUGGUGCGGUCACUGCAAGAACCUGCAGCCCGCUUAUGAGAAAGCUGCCAAGAACCUCGACGGGCUGGCCAAGGUUGCCGCUGUGAAUUGCGAUGAUGACGCGAAUAAACAGUUCUGCGGGUCAAUGGGUGUUAAGGGCUUCCCGACCCUGAAGAUUGUGCGGCCACGGAAGGGAGGGGGAAAGCCCACGGUUGAGGACUACAACGGCGCACGUACGGCCACGGGGAUUGUCGAAGCAGUGGUGGACCGGAUCAACAACCACGUCCAGAAGGUUACCGACAAGGACCUCGACAAGUUCCUGAGCGAGAAGAACGAGUCGCCCAAGGCGAUUCUGUUCACUGACAAGGGCACCACGAGUGCCCUUAUGAAGAGCAUUGCCAUCGAUUUCCUGGAUGUCAUCACUGUCGGCCAGGUUCGGGACAAGGAGACCAAGGCGGUCGAGACCUUUGGGAUUGAGAAAUUCCCGACCCUGGUUCUUCUCCCCGGAGGCGACAAGGAAGCAGUCGUCUACGACGGAGAGCUCAAGAAGCCAGCUAUUGUCAAGUUCCUAUCCCAAGCCGGCGAGCCAAACCCAGACCCCGCCCCGGUUACUGCGAAGCCCAAGAAGAAGAAGUCCUCGCCUCCGAAGUCCGAGACGGCUACUUCAGAGGAACCGGCUGCUCCAUCGGAGUCGGCCCAAACCCAGCAAGCACCAGUGAUCGUUGACUCGGUGACGCCGAUUCCCGCCAUCAACACAGCCGAGAAACUGGUCAAGGAGUGUUUGAGCGAGAAGUCUUCCACCUGUGUCCUCGCCUUCGUCCCCUCGACCCACGGCGAGGGUGCAAAGGAGGCGCUCGAUAGCCUGAGCACCCUCGCACACAGGUACACCCAGGGCAAGCAUAAGCUAUUCCCCAUAUACGAGGUAGCGAAAGAGAACGAGGCCGCGGCCAGUCUCAUCUCAUCGCUCGAACUAUCUGGCGAGGUUGAGCUUGUCGCCAUCAAUGCGCGCCGAGGUUGGUGGAGGCGUUUUGAGGGUCCCGACUUCAGCCACGAGAGCGUUGCGAGCUGGAUUGACGCGAUCCGCAUGAGCGAGGGUGCUAAGAACAAGCUGCCAGAAGGUGUCAUCGGCAUGGCUUUUGAGGAAUCCAAGGCUGAACCCGCACCCGAGGCAAGUGCAGAAGCGGCUAGUGACACAACAGAGUCAAAUGCUACCGAAGAGCCUGAGACUGUUACGCCUGAGCCAAGCGAGAGCAGCGACACCUCAGAGUCCACCGAGACUAAACCUACUGAUCCCACCGCAGAGCCAGAGACCGCUGCUGAGGAGGAUGCAGCCCAGCAGCCCAUCAAGCACGAGGAACUGUAAUUUCAAAGCCUCCAUGUUGAAAUGUAUGUUACUUUCAACGCACAAUCCUCUGUAGUAUUUUGCAAGUUUAGCACAUAGUAUUGCCUUUAGUCAAGUGUUGAGGGAAAGGUGGGAAAUGAAUAAUAAAAUAAAAAUAAAGAAGACAAGUUUGAGUUAGACUCGAACUCUCUUCCUCCUCAGUUGGU